AUGUGCACUUUCCUAUUAAGCCUCACUUUUGACUGCAUAGAUAGAAUGGUCCUGUGAUUUAGAUGUUACUUUAUAGUUUUGUUCUUGCAAUGUGCUUUUUCUCGUUCCUUGGUUCUUAAACUUAGUUUCAUUCUUGUCUUUUGGAGUCUAAGUUUCUGAGCAAAACCAUCAAGAAACAUUGGAUUUGUUCAUUUUUCUUCAACAAUCAAAAGAAAGUAACACAAUGAACUUUGUAACAGUUUCUUCCAAAGGAACUUGGAGUCCUAUUAUGACUUCUGAUACAACCAUUCAAAGUUACUGGCUGAAUUGGAAGUUUUUUGUUUGUGUCAUAUUAAUCAUGCUUUCAACCAUCUUUUCAUCAUUACUUAUAUGGAAGUAUGAGGUUUUAGUUUUAUCAUGGAAGUCAAAAAGAAAUGAUGACAUAGAAAUCCAGAAACAAACAUCAUCAUCAUCAUCAAGUUUGUGUUUGUAUGAGGAUGAAACUUGGAAGCCUUGUCUUAAAGGAAUCCACCCUGCAUGGUUGUUAGCUUUUAGAGUUUUUGCAUUUAUUGUCCUGUUGGUUCUUCUCAUACUCAUUGCUACCACUGAUGGAGGAAGCGUUUUUUAUUAUUACACUCAGUGGACUUUUACUUCAGUUACGGUCUAUUUUGGGCUAGGAUGUUUGCUGUCCAUGCAUGGAUGUUACCAGCAUCAUAAAAAAGCCAGUGGUGAUAAGGUGAACAAUGUGGAUGGAGAUUCUGAGCAAGGAAUUGAUGAUACUUCUAUACUGCCUCAAAGUUUUAAUCCAUCUAGUCAUCAUAAAUCUCAACAAGAACAUAUUGUUCGCAAACAUGCAGGCAUUUGGGGUUAUAUCUUUCAAAUACUAUUCCAGAUUAAUGCAGGUGCGGUAAUGCUGACAGAUUGUGCAUUUUGGUUCAUAAUUGUUCCUUUUUUAACCAUCAAAGAUUACAAUAUAAAUUUACUGACUAUAAGUAUGCAUACCAUCAAUGCUGUUUUUCUGCUAGGAGAUACAGCUUUAAAUUGUCUGCACUUCCCUUGGUUUCGAAUAGGAUACUUUUGCCUAUGGACAGUCACAUAUGUCAUUUUUCAAUGGAUUGUUCAUGCUAUAGUUAAACUAUGGUGGCCAUAUACAUUUCUUGACUUGUCAUCCCACUAUGCUCCAUUAUGUUACUUGUCGAUGGCGUUACUGCAUAUUCCCUGCUAUGGUGUCUUCAUAUUGAUAAUGAAGCUCAAACACAAUGUGUUGUCAACGCGGUUUCCUCACUCAAAUCAAUGUGAAAGAUGAUUUUGGAAUUUGGCUAGUUUAUAUUUUCUUAACUUGAUUUUUAUGUAGAAAGAGGGGAUAUUUUUUUAAGAUGAGUAGUGAGAAGACAUAAAAUGCAGAAUUGUAAGUUUGUAGUAUUAAUUUAUGGGAUUUUUUACUAGGUAUAUCACAAAUUAUAUCAGAAUAUUUGAUUGUUUUAAAGAGAUUUAAAUGCAUUUGCUUAUGUGGAAAAUAUUAGAGAUGGGUGACCUUUAGUACUAAUGUUUUUCUUUUUUGUUGAAAGAGAAGACAGAUAAAUUUAAAUGCAACCUUUUACUCAGUCUUAUUGGAGGUUUUUGCAACCAAUAAACAUUGUACUGCAACUCAAAGAAUAUUUUUUAGUAAUAAAAAUUUAAAUGGAUCAACCUGGAUCAAAUUUGAGUUGCACUCCGACAAUCCCUUAAAACAUGAAUGAUUAUUUCCUACAACAUAAACGGCAUCCUCGUGGUAUGUGUUGUAGGCACUUUACCAAGAUAACUUUUGAUGGAAUAGAUUCAUUGUGAAACAAAUAAGUUAGAUUUUUGCAAUGACUAUUUCAAAGUCUAAUAAAGGAAUCAAUAUAUAGUGUUGUGUAUAAAGAAAUGAAUAGAAAGUCAAAAUGUGAAAACAUUGAAACAGGAAAAUAUGAGUGUUCAUUCAUGUUGUAUGAUUAUAUUUGGUGU
Vicia villosa (hairy vetch) is the source of this 1965-nucleotide messenger RNA. RefSeq lists its product as uncharacterized. Bases 224 to 1285 code for a protein of 353 amino acids. NCBI's taxonomy places the organism in Eukaryota, Viridiplantae, Streptophyta, Magnoliopsida, Fabales, Fabaceae. Gene Ontology annotation, cellular component: membrane. The record is from RefSeq and is a predicted model, not a curated record. The transcript is spliced from 8 exons.